UCUUUCGAAUACCCAGAGACGUUUUAUUUUGCUGUUGUUUAUAAUUCAUCGGAUUCACUCUUUCUUUUGCAUUCUUAUCAAUCAAUCUUUAUCUGUUCUGAUACCCUUGUUUGUUUCCUGAGAAAAACAAGGACAAGAGUCUGACUCUUCGGUGUCAGUAUUUGGGGAAACGACGGAAAAUAGGGAGGAAUGAAAAGGAGAACUAAGUGAAGUGAAAUGGGGAAAAGCACAUGAAAAUACUCAGGAUUAUGAGAUUUUUCUAGGUCGUGAACUUCGUAGCAUUCAUUUGUAAGAGUUCUUAUGACAGGCAUGGAGAGAGACAAUAAUCCUCCAGAAGUAAGUGUGGAGGUGAUGGAAUAUGGUUCCCUUCGUGAUGAUAGGAUUUCAGACAAAAGAGAUGAUGAAGUUCUUUCAACUGAUGAGGGUAAAAUUCAAGAUGCUUCUCUUACCGUUUUGAACGGGAAGGAAGUAGUUUUGGACCCUCUACGUUUCUUGUCUUUAAGAACACCUAUGAGUAACUUGAGGAAAAAACUUCUUGUCUUUGAUCUAAACGGGCUGCUUGUGGAUAUAGUUUCACCUCGUCCAAAGGAUUGUAAGCCAGACGUAAACAUUGGAAGACAAGCCAUGUUUAUUAGACCAUUUUGUCUCGAUUUUCUGAGUUUCUGCUUUGAGCGAUUCGAUCUGGCUGUUUGGUCCUCAAGAAAAAAACAAAAUUUGGAUCGAGCAAUUGAUUAUUUGUUCGGAGAUAUGAAGCAGAAGAUACUAUUUAUCUGGGAUGUAUCACACUGCACUGCAACAAAUGCCAGAACUCUUGAAAACAGGCACAAACACUUGGUGUUUAAGGAACUGAGGAUGAUUUGGGAAAAACUUCACCCAGGUCUUCUGUGGGAGAACGGAGUUUAUAACGAAUCGAACACUCUGUUGUUGGAUGAUUCUCCUUACAAAGCUUUGCUGAAUCCACCACAUACAGCAAUCUUCCCAUUUUCGUUCAAGUAUCAGGAUCAGAAUGAUGAUAAGUCAUUAGGUCCUGGAGGUGAUCUUAGAGUUUAUCUGGAAGAGCUAGCAACAGCUGAAAAUAUUCAAAAGUUUGUGGAGCAACACCCAUUUGGUCAAAAACCAAUCAGUGAAGAAAGUGAAAAUUGGGACUUCUACCACCAGUUUAUAAAUGAAUCGUCAUCUUCGUCAACCGCAAACUAGGUUUCUAUAUCUGCACAUUGGCACUGAUCAGGUAUUUUGCUGACAGAAUAAUGAACUACAGCUUCUUCUUUUGUGUAGGUUAGUGGGGAAUAGAGGAAGGGUAAACACACACAAACACACAUGGGAACUAAUGAACGACAGCUUAAUCGCUGUUUUUGGGAAAUAAAUUAUUGCAACAGGAAUUCAAAAUGUUGAAAGUUUUCUUCGAAGGUUUGUCCUUUCUUGUUGAAAUGUUGGUAUAGGAUGGAUUAUUGGAGCCAUACAUAUUGUAUGACUCCUUACUGUGAACAUUCCUUUUGAUUUAGAGAAUAAAGGGGAUUGUUAUUGUUUA
Tripterygium wilfordii is the source of this 1528-nucleotide messenger RNA. RefSeq names its product ubiquitin-like domain-containing CTD phosphatase 1. The coding region runs from base 301 to 1197 and encodes 298 amino acids. Gene Ontology annotation, molecular function: phosphoprotein phosphatase activity. The record is from RefSeq and is a predicted model, not a curated record. Lineage: Eukaryota; Viridiplantae; Streptophyta; Magnoliopsida; Celastrales; Celastraceae. The transcript is spliced from 7 exons.